UUUGAAAACCGGCUUGUGAAGGAAAUGACGUCAAGUUCAUGGGCAGCUAUGCUGUUUGCACACAAACAGCACAAAGAGUGAAAAAAGAGUCGAUUAAUCGUUUUGCAGUCGAGUCAGAAUCGAACCGGCAGCCGGAUGGCAGCAGCUGUUUCUUCGGGAGGGCCGGCUGUCGUCAUGGAAAACGGACAGACCACCACGACCACCAAGCUAGGUCUGCCGCCGCUCACGCCCAACCAACAGGAGGCGCUGCAGAAGGCGAAGAAGUACGCAAUGGAGCAGAGUAUCAAGAGCGUCCUGGUCAAGCAGACCCUCGCCCAGCAGCAUCAGCUCUCACUUUCUCAGAUGGCAUCUUUGACUAUGAGUCUGGGUGACGCCCUCUCACCGCUGCAGUCGGUGGCAGCGCAGCGCCAGCGUGCGCUGGCCAUCAUGUGCCGCGUCUACGUAGGUUCCAUCUACUAUGAGCUGGGCGAGGACACUAUCAGACAGGCCUUCAUCCCCUUUGGACCAAUAAGAAGCAUCGACAUGUCCUGGGACUCUGUUACAAUGAAACACAAGGGGUUUGCUUUUGUGGAAUACGAGAUGCCUGAAGCUGCUCAGCUCGCUCUGGAACAAAUGAACUCUGUCAUAUUGGGAGGCAGAAACAUCAAGGUUGGCAGACCCAGUAAUAUUGGCCAGGCUCAGCCGAUCAUUGACCAGCUGGCAGAAGAGGCCCGGGCCUUCAACCGGAUCUACGUCGCAUCAGUCCACCCCGACCUCUCAGAUGAAGACAUCAAGAGUGUUUUUGAGGCCUUUGGCAAGAUUAAGUCCUGCAUGCUGGCCCGAGAACCAACCACCGGACGCCACAAAGGUUACGGCUUCAUCGAGUAUGACAAGGCCCAGUCGGCCCAGGACGCCGUGGCCUCUAUGAACCUCUUUGAUCUUGGGGGUCAGUACCUGCGGGUGGGAAAAGCAGUCACCCCCCCAAUACCCCUUCUCACCCCAACUGGCCCUGGAGGUCUCCCGACUGCCGCCGCCAUGGCUGCUGCUGCUGCCGCCACGGCAAAGAUCAGCACCCCGGAUGCAGUGGGCGUGUCGGUCCUCGGAGCCCUGGCUGCACCAGCUCUGCUGGGUGGACUUCCUCAAGCUGUCAUGGCUGCACAGGCGCCAGGUGUCAUCACAGGUGUUACCCCAGCUCGACCUGGCUUACCUCAAGUGGGUUUGGUGAACCCGGUGCUUGCCACUCCCCAAGCAGCCUCUCUGAUAGGUGGUUCUGAUGUAAACAAAAAGGAGGAGGAAGACUGGCAGCAGGAGGCACUGCAGGACGGAGCCGUUGAGCCACUGAGCGAGCAGGAGCACAUGAGUAUCAGCGGGAGCAGCGCCAGACACAUGGUGAUGAGGAAGCUGCUGCGCAAGCGGGAGUCCACUGUCAUGGUCCUGAGGAACAUGGUUGGACCUGAUGACAUCGACGACGACCUGGAGGGCGAGGUGACUGAAGAGUGUGGGAAGUUUGGCCAGGUGAAACGUGUCAUCAUCUACCAGGAGCGACAGGGUGAAGAGGAUGAUGCUGAGGUCAUCGUCAAGAUCUUUGUUGAGUUCUCGGAGGCGGCGGAGAUGAACCGGGCCAUCCACGCCCUGAACCAGCGCUGGUUUGGAGGUCGCAAGGUGGUCGCUGAAGUGUACGACCAGGAACGCUUCAGUAACAGCGACCUGUCGGCGUAGCACCACGCACUCACAGCCACCGCUUUCUAACCUCAGUGAUUU
Thalassophryne amazonica is the source of this 1740-nucleotide messenger RNA. It is a transcript of the gene puf60a, whose product is annotated as poly-U binding splicing factor a. NCBI's taxonomy places the organism in Eukaryota, Metazoa, Chordata, Actinopteri, Batrachoidiformes, Batrachoididae. Gene Ontology annotation, biological process: regulation of alternative mRNA splicing, via spliceosome; alternative mRNA splicing, via spliceosome; mRNA splice site recognition. Gene Ontology annotation, molecular function: RNA binding. Bases 136 to 1698 code for a protein of 520 amino acids. The transcript has 10 exons. Gene Ontology annotation, cellular component: precatalytic spliceosome; catalytic step 2 spliceosome. The record is from RefSeq and is a predicted model, not a curated record.